ACCUGUGCUGGGAAUCAUACGCCCCAUUAAUGUUUAAGUGCUGACUCGUGAAGUUUCUAAUCGAAGUGAAAAAGAAAUAAUAAAAAGUGAUUGUGAGGGUUACUUGAGGACGUAUAAAGAUCUCCGUUUCUUUAACUUAAGUUCCCAUUUAAUUAUUUCUCCUUUGAAAAGAGGAAGAAAUUAGUAACAAAGUGCACUGUUUUAAUUUACGAAAUUCGAACAGUGAAGUAUGGUGAUACAGAACAUACGAAGGGAGGAAAACAUCCCAGAAAUGAGGCAAUGUAUCCGACACAGAAAGGGGAAAGAAGGACACCAGGCACGAUCAUGCAUGUAACUCGCAUAAAAGGGGACCAAUAACUGGACGACAGACCGCCUACUUUUUCCACGAGAGAGAAAGAGAGAAAAAUAAUAGACAUGGCCACGGAGGAAUACCGGUGGGAUAGAUUCCUCUCCCUUCCCGAGGAGGAACGGAACCGAAGCGAGGAAGUCCUGUUCCUUUGUGAUCCGGACGACAACCUGAGCGUGCCCGUGCACAAGCUCAUGUUCGCCUGCGACCACUGCCUGGAGAGGGAGGAGGUCCUAGGGCUCUGGGGGCAGGGCGUGUGCGACCUCCCCCCGAGUCCCGUGUUCGAUACCUCCAUCUACGUCCUGUACAUCUCCAUCCUGGUGUUCGCGGUGCUGGGGAACUCCAUGGUGGUUUACGUGGUGUGCUCCUCGGCCAAGAUGCGCACCGUCACCAACUACUUCAUCGCGAACCUCGCUGUGGGCGACCUGUUCAUGGCCAUCUUCUGCGUGCCCUUCUCCUUCAUGAGUACCCUCAUCCUUAAGUACUGGCCCUUCGGCGGCGAGCUGUGUGUGGCCGUCAACUACCUCCAGGCCGUGUCCGUGUUCGUGUCGGCCUAUACCCUCGUGGCCAUCAGCCUCGACCGCUACUUCGCCAUCAUCUACCCGCUGCGGCCUCGCAUGACACGCUUCCAGGCCAAGGUCAUCAUCGCCGCCGUGUGGGUGCUCGCCCUGGCCACCACGCUCCCGGUCGCGAUCUACUCCAAGCUGCUGGAGCCUCCCUUGAACUGGUACCGGUACUUCGGCCACCAGGUGUGCACGGAGGACUGGGGGGACAGCGACACCAACAAGGACUCCCGUACGGCCUACAGCGUGGCACUCAUGCUCCUGCAGUAUUCCCUCCCGCUGGCGGUCCUUAUCUUCACGUACUCCAGGAUCGCCGUCGUGGUCUGGGGCAAGAAGAACCUCGGGGAGACGCCGGCCAGGAUGGACAGGAUCGCCAGGAGUAAAAGGAAGAUGAUCAAGAUGAUGGUCACGGUUGUCCUUGUCUAUACCCUGUGUUGGCUCCCUUUCAAUGCUCUGAUGGUUGUACGGGAGGUCCACAACAUCGACGGCUGGGCUUACAUCAGGUACCUGUGGGCCCUGUUCCACUGGCUGGCCAUGUCCCACACCUGCUACAAUCCCGUCAUUCUGUGCUGGAUGAGCAACAAGUUCCGCUCGGGCUUCUGCAACGUGGCCUACAUGCUCCCGUGCCUCCGUAGGUACGUGGACACCUGGUUCUUCUCACAGGAACCGGAGCUCAUCCGCGUCAACACCUACACCAACUACUCAAGGGGAACGAGCUCGAGGCUGGUCACCAUUUCCCUGAAGGACGACACUAUCAUUUUCAAGAGCCGGAACAUGAACGGCCAUAACGGUGCCCCGGCCUACAACUGCCGCAAGUUCCUGCAGAUGCUGGAGGAGACGAGUAGCGAGUCGCCCUUGUGAGACGAGGAGAAGGAGGCGGUGGAGAUGAAGUCGAGAGACCGCCUGUGGGAGAGACGCAAGAUUUACACCGUCGGGGAGAACGUGCCCUUUGGAGACGGGCCGGAGGUUGUUAACACAGAGGACGUGCAGCUGUGGGGGGAUUGUGCGCUAUGAUGGCAGACCCCAUGUUGCAAGAGAGAGACUCCGUGUAGGCAAGGAGACAGGCUAUUCUGGCAAAACCCUCCAUUGCAAAGAGGAAGCACCAUGAGGAAAAUAUCCCAUACUACAACAAUGAUAUAAGGUUGGCUUACGGUGCUCGGAAAACUUAUUUCGAGUUAAGCAUGAUAAAAGAAAGAAAAACUGCGUACAUACUAUCGACAUUCGUGUUUCAAUAUUGCCCCUUGUUACGAAGCAUAAACAGAGGGCAUGGUUAUAUUAUUGAUAAUACGUGAUAGUCGUCCAUUCGCUGAACUCGAAAGAAAGUGAAAGGUCUCGACAGAAGUAUUACCAAUCUUGUGGUCUAUCAUUAAGGCAGUGAUGCCAGAAAAGAGAGAAAGAAAAAAAACAAGGAACAUAUUACUUUGAAGAUACAUGAACACUUAUAAAUACAUUCAACCUGAGUGACGUUACCAAAACAUAAGAUAUCUAAGAAUAGGAAAAAUAAUAGAGAAAACUUGCUCAAGUGUUUUUUUUAUAAAGUGAUAAUCAUAAGCAUACGCACAAACACGCAGACUUAGCAGUUAGCGUUUAUAAAUCUUUCGAACUGUUUUGCAUAUAUAUAAAAACAAAACAAAAAACAAAACAAAAAAAUCACAAUAAAUCAAGGAAAAAAUAUCAAAACAAGGGAAGUGAAAAGAUUUAUAGAAAAUACAAACUUUUCUGUAUUCUAGAAUAUCGCUAUAAUUUCUGUGAAUAAUCGUGACUUUGUUUUGUAGUUCAUAGAAUAAAAAAAUAAAAGAGAACAAAGGAAACGAAAUACAGAAACUAAAAGGAGAAAAAAAUUAAAUAAACUUUUACAUCAACGUAAUUCUAAAUGAAUGUCCAUUUAUAUAUGUGUGUAGUUACAGUUGCCUGUUUCUGUUCUUCCACGUAUCAUCUAUAACGUUUAAAAUAAAGACUUUGUAACUUUUUUGAUGUAAAGUAAAACAAAAAAAUAAAUUGUCCUAUAUA
Messenger RNA from Penaeus indicus, 2919 nucleotides. Its product is annotated as RYamide receptor-like. Lineage: Eukaryota; Metazoa; Arthropoda; Malacostraca; Decapoda; Penaeidae. Gene Ontology annotation, cellular component: plasma membrane. Gene Ontology annotation, molecular function: neuropeptide Y receptor activity. Bases 415 to 1770 code for a protein of 451 amino acids. Gene Ontology annotation, biological process: neuropeptide signaling pathway. The transcript has 3 exons. The record is from RefSeq and is a predicted model, not a curated record.